This is a messenger RNA of Melanaphis sacchari, 1304 nucleotides long. RefSeq names its product alpha-ketoglutarate-dependent dioxygenase alkB homolog 7, mitochondrial. Lineage: Eukaryota; Metazoa; Arthropoda; Insecta; Hemiptera; Aphididae. The transcript is spliced from 4 exons. Gene Ontology annotation, cellular component: mitochondrial matrix. Gene Ontology annotation, biological process: DNA damage response; fatty acid metabolic process. The record is from RefSeq and is a predicted model, not a curated record. The coding region runs from base 497 to 1273 and encodes 258 amino acids.
ACUCGCCAGUCUGCGAUUUGCGAGUAUGACAAUUGGACUGAAACUGAACCGUCUUAACUGUUAAGGCUCAACCACACAAUUAUUUUAUGGCUCAACUUACUGUAAAUAGUGAUUAAUACUAGCACGGUUAUUACUUAUUAAUAAUAUGGUUUAGUGAUUGAACAAUCAAAUGAUUAAAAUGGUACUAUGGUGAACGAUCUUUAGAUAUGUUAUAUGUAUUAGGUGUCAAUCUAUGACUAAACAAACUGUUAGUUUAUUAUUUCGUUUUUCCAUAAUCCUCGAGAGAUAAAGAAAAAAAAAUAAUCGCUAUAUAGUAUAUACAGGUCACAGACGGUUAACGAUACUGAAAUUAGUUUAUUCUAUGAUCUUGUCUUAUCUCAGCUGGUUAUUGUGCCUUUAACACAAUAUUUUGUGUUAUUUUAUGGAGUGUGAAAUUGAAAAUAUUGUUAGGAAAUUUAAAAAUUGAUGUGGUUGGAUAAUCAUUUAUUUCAGUAAAAUGUUUAUUUUUAAUUUGGCUUGUAAAAAGUUUAUGCUCAACCAACUUUUCUCUGUACCUCGUUUGUUUCACUUGAGUAAAUUGUUAAGCACAUCAUUUUCAUCAACUGAGUACAUUUUAAAUUCUGUCGAUAAGAAUGAAUAUAUAAAAUAUAAAUUUCCAAAUGAAAUAAAGAUUAAAAAUUUAGUUGACAUUAAACGGCAACAAUUUGAUUCUUCAUUUACCAUUAUACCAGACAUUGUGUCCGUGGAUGAAGAAUCACGACUAAUUAAUGAAAUAGAAAAGUCAUUAAAACGUCUACGUUAUCAGCAUGAUCAUUGGGACGAUGCCAUACAUGGAUAUAGGGAAACAGAAAUUAUGUCAUGGAAAGAUCAAAAAAAUACAAAUGUGAUACAAAGGCUCAGAAAUAAAGUAUUUGCUAAUGAAUCAAUCACAGAACAAAUGCAAAGAGUUCAUGUACUUGAUUUAUGUGAUGAUGGUUAUGUCAAACCACAUAUAGAUAGUAUACGAUUCUGUGGAAAUAUAAUUGCCGGCUUAAGCUUACUGUCCGACUCUGUUAUGCGUUUAGCUGAUGAAAACUAUCCUGACACCUAUGUAGUUUAUGCUCUGUUACCUCGUCGUUCAUUAUAUAUUAUGAAAAAUUCAGUUCGAUACCAAUAUACACAUGAAAUAUUAAGUGAUGGUGCACCAUCUGUGUUCAAUGAUAAGCAGAUUGUACGAAAACGAAGAGUAUCAAUUGUAAUGAGAAAUGAGCCACCAGUUGAAGCUAUGAAAUAAUUCAAUAAUAAUAUUAAAUAAAUAAAAUUAA